This is a messenger RNA of Bactrocera oleae (olive fruit fly), 6248 nucleotides long. Its product is annotated as arrestin domain-containing protein 17. Gene Ontology annotation, biological process: protein transport. The record is from RefSeq and is a predicted model, not a curated record. Gene Ontology annotation, cellular component: cytoplasm. NCBI's taxonomy places the organism in Eukaryota, Metazoa, Arthropoda, Insecta, Diptera, Tephritidae.
GAAGAAAUGAAAAAAAGAGCGCACGAGAGAACUGUUGUAAAGAGAGCAGGCAAAUUAAAGGCAAAAAACGAAAAGCGGUACAAGGAUAAUGAUGACGAUGUGCCAGGCUGUCAAACCAAAUAUGCAUUUACUCAUAAACGGCUGUUGGACAUACGAGCGUACGGAACUUGUUUUAACGCAAAGCAUUUGCAAAGUGGCGGUGUGGCAGGCAACAAAAAAAAAAUAGCAAAAUUAGUGAAAUACCAAUGUGUGUGCGCAUUAGCAAAAAUAUACCGUGAAAAUAUGUAUCAUUCAAGUCAUAUAAAAUGAAUGUGAUGCUAAAAUUCAGAACAAAUUUCAUUGAAGUGCUGUAAAUUAACGGAAAAGCAAAAAGCAAAUUAUAUAAACGCACUUCAGCCAAGUUAUUUAGCUAGAUAUAUAAUAUAUAAAAUUAAAAAAAAAAAAUUAAAACGUACAUAUAUAUACUGAUUACAGUGCAAGCAGUUCACAUUUAAGUACAAUUUAUGCGUAUGUACCACUGCUGUGUGCGCUAUGCAUAAAUUAGUGUAUCAUUUAUAGUACAUGUACGAGUAUAAUAAGACACGCUAGGCGUAUGAGUAACCUAAAAACCCAACUGAAUCACGCGACGAAGUAAUAUCACAAAUUGACAAAAAGUGAGAUUUUAAUGAAGCAGUGGAAAAUUGAAACAAUUAAGAAAAUUGCAAUUGCGUUUUACAACAACUUACACACACACAAGCUUAACAACAACACACAAAGCAAAAUAAGUAUUAUAUAGUAUUUCAACUAAUAAUCACACGCACUUACAAUACAUUUUGACAUUAAACACACACACACACACACACACGUAAAUAUAUACUGCAGAGAAAAGUUCAAAUUGCAUAAAUUGGUGAAUAACAUAGUUAUAUGCCCAUUGAGUGCCUUAUAUCCUUUGAUAAUAAUCCUCAAGGUGUUUACUAUGCUGGGCAGGAGCUAUCCGGCAUUGUUGACCUCAGCGUCGACGCAACAAAGCGCAUUAAAGCAAUACACAUUACAGUUAGCGGUUAUGCGAAGAUACGCUGGAUAAAAAAGGGUUAUCCGCGCGAUAGUGAACGUGCUAUGUGCCGUGCCUACCGCUCAUAUCUAUCGUCGCGUUCGUAUGUGCUCGGUUCGUGUGCGAGCAGUUCGUGUAUGGACUGGUCGGCCGGCGAUUACUCGUAUACGUUUCACGUAAUACUGCCAGAUAAUCUGCCCACUUCAUUCGACGGCAAAUAUGGGCAGAUACAUUAUGAGAUUAUCACCACAAUCGAUCGGCCAGCUCGAUAUCCUAAAGUCUUCAAGUUGCCAUUUACGGUAAUUCAACCGUUAGAUUUGAAUUUGGACACAAUUUACAGGGUGCCCCUCGAAGUUCUUGAUCGCAAACGAUUCUGGAGCUUUUGCUGUCCCACAGGACCAUUAACUGUCAAAUUCUCCACACCCUAUUGCGGCUACGCACCCGGCCAAAAGAUUCAUUUCGUCCUUUAUAUUAACAACGAAUCGUCCAUUGAUAUCACGGACUGUGAAGUCAAGCUAAAGCAGGAAGUGAGCUACGAAUCACAUGAUCCACAGCAUGAAUAUCGUUAUGAUAAACAUCUCAUCGCACGCAAACAAUUCGGUAAUGUUUUGCGUUGGAGUCGUAAAGUUUAUCGUGGAUAUCUCAGUUUGCCCUCCAUACCGCCGUCAUCGUUGAAAAUGAUAUGCCCCAUUAAUAUCACUUAUCUAAUAAAGAUUAUAAUUAAGCCAACGGAUUUUCAUUGGAAGAUGAAACUUAAAAUACCAUUAACCAUUGGUAGCAUACCAAUUAUAGAUAGUAUGGCAGCAGCGGCUGGCUUGCCAAGCUUAUUAGAAAACCAGCAUGCCGUUAGACGUGGCUAUUAUAAUGAGCGUAGACUGUUGAGGCAAAAUGCAAGCGAGAAUGCGGAACAGUCAGCAGCUGUGGGUGGAGUAGAAGCUGCUCUUGAGCCAUCGCAAGAGAGUAUUGAGAGUACCCGAAACGAUAUACCAACACUGCUAAUAACCGAUGGUGACAAUCCGCCCGAUUAUAAACUUAUGAUGCCGCCUUCGUAUGAAGAUGCCAUGGCGUUAAGUGAUAAAUUCUGUGAUGACAGCGAAUAUUUGCAAAAUGUCAGCUUAAGUAGUAUUGUUUCCAAUGAAACGGCCGAGUCGUUUAAGCCACGCUAUCCCGUCUACUAUGAGUACGAGACGCCAAUCAUACCGCCUGAAACACUCUACGAUGAGUCACCCUCGCAACUGCGUAUCGAGUUACAGUCAUCUGAUUCGACCGAUUCAUCACAUCAACCGCUUAGUGCCGCCAGUUUCAACGUCUUUCGUAAAGAAAAGAAAUAAUGUAAAUAUUUAUUAGAUACUCGUAUAAAUUAUAAUACACUAUUUAAGCCUAACUAUCGUACAGUUAAAAUUGUGUAACAUACCUGCAGUGAAAUUAAUUAAUAGUUUCAAACUAUUUUAUAAAGAAUAUGUGCCAGAGACUGAUUUAGUCAGUCGACCAAUUUUUUUUAACAUUAUUUUUUACACUACUUGCGUUACAUUAAUUUUCAGUUUCGAUCAGAUAUGGGUAUACUAGUUGCAAAAAGAAAAAAAAAAUCUCAAUUGUGGACGUAACCUCUCGUUUCAAUUUGAAAAUGUUCUCACUGAAAGUUCAUUUUAAAACUGGGAUAGCUGUGUACUAUUUUUGGAGUAGUUAAUUUUUAACUCAAAAAGUAUUUUUUUGCAUUAUUUUUUAUGCUGCUGAAUUUGAGAUAAAGUACUAUGAUUUUCUGCUACCCUGAACUGGGUACAUUAAGUUUGCAAUGAAGUUUUUAACAACUAGAAGGAAACUUCGGCGACCCUGUAAAAUACCUAGGUACACAUAAAUGAUCAACGUGACGAGCUGAGUUGGUUUAGCCGUGUUCGUCUGUCUCUCCGUCCGUCUGUCUGUAUAUAUGUGAACUAGGCUCUCAGUUUUGAGCUAUCAGUCUGAAAAUUUGCACACGUCCCUUUCUGUGGAAUACUAUAGCAUAUAUCUAGAAACCGUUUGCGGUUACGUUUUUAGAUUUUCAAUUAUACGAAUUGUUACUAUAAGAAAUUACAGGUAUUAUAACUGUAAGUCAGCCGAUCUUAAUGCCUUUUGUUGUUGUCUGACUUGUUGGUUGGAAACUUGAAUGUUUUCUAACUAAUUGUAUUUCAACCCACUUUAUUACUUACUGGUUACUUUUAAAAUCUAGUGGUUUUCUGACUAGUUCGAUUAGAAGCUCACGAUGAGCUAGUAUUUUUAUGAGCUGCUCAGUUUUAAACAGGAGUUUAUAGUUCUAAACUAUUUUGAUAUUAUAUUUCACUGCAGGAAUUUUACAUUUUUUAUCAUACAAAUACUCGUAUCUAUUUGUACGUAUGAAAACCGAUCAUAUUUUCUUAUGCCCCUUUUAAUGACAAAUUUAUUAUGCUAUAGGUAUGUGCAUAAAUUCUCAACAUUUUAAUAUGAUCGCUAUUUGUUUUGAAUAUGAAUUCAUGUUUUGUCAUAAAAAAUGGCAAAGUGGAAUCUAACUAAUUUAAGUCAAAAUGCAUCUUUAAUUUUAAGUUAAAAGUGAUAAUGAUUAUAUAUGUAACAGCAAUGAUUACCCACUUAAAUAAUUAACAUAUUAAAUAAACUUUGUGCCAUCAACAACAUGUAAUCGUAAUAACGCACGCACAUUCACAGAAAAACACACACUUUAAAAGCUUUAGUACUCAUAAAAUAGCUUAAUUUAGCUAUUUAGAUAACUAAAAAUAUUGCAACAAAUAAAGAUUAACAAUUAUAAAAAUAAUUUCUAAGUAGCGUUACUAGUUUGAGGACACUUUACACCUUAAGUAGCUGACUAUAAGCCGUCUGCUAACUCAAAACGUUGGCGAUAGAUAUGACUCUAUCUAUGAAGAGACAAUUAAUCUUUUUGUGAAUUCGUGAAUUUAUCUUUAUGUGAACUGGUUUUAGUUUGCUUCGCUUAUUUGUAACAAAGCAGUUAAAAUGAAAUUUUGAAGAAACACUUCAUUUAGCUGUGCAAAUUAAAAAGAAAAAAAAUAAACACAGAGAAGCGCUGUUCAAAACAAACGGACUGUAAAUCUAUUUUUCAAAGUUAGAGGUAAACAAUUUUAAGCGACUAAUUAUUCAUAAAUUAUUACAUAUUAGUUUCUCAGCACCCUUUCUUUAAUUCAAUUUUGGUUCAUUCAUGUGCUGCUUCCUUUGACAUAGAUAUGGUAGAUGUCCGCUUUUAACAGUACAUUAGUUAUCUCAGAUUGGCAAUCGGUUCUUUUAGCCUUUUAUAGAAGAAUAUGUUCAUAUAACUAUAUAUUCUACAAACAAAAUCUUAUAAAUAAAAAAUAGAGCCAACUUAUUAUAGUACGCCACAAAAAAAAAUUACUGUUUUUCGUAAAUUAAUAUUAUGAUGGUUUAUACAACUGUCACUACUUUUCAGUUGAAAUAUUACGAAUUCAGUAUUAUCACUAUUAUCGACACAACUUUUUCAAAAGCUUUGAGUUGAGUUGUUUAACAACUUACUCUUACUAUUAACGCUAUUGCGGUAGCAUAAUUAUUAAUAGAAAAUAGAAAGAGAAAACUUUCAGAAAAAAUUUUAAAAGAGUUUCUAAAUUUUGUGCAAAGCAUAAAUAAAUAUAACAAGCACUUAAGCUCGUCUACUUACGAAUGUCAAGUAAGAAUUAAUUUUUAGUAAAGCUUUACAGCAUAUUCAAAGAUUAAUUUCUUAUUCUGUUAGAAUUUUUUAUCUAAAUAAAAUGAAUGUACAUUUUCAUGAUAUAGCUUCAACUAAAAUCAGUUGUAAUUUGUGUUGCCAAAGUUUAAUUGUUCCAAAGUUGAAUUGCAGUUCAACUGUGUCUUUAGAAACGAAUUUCUUGUAUAACCCAGUGAUAAAUAUUUAUAUCGAAUAUAUUUCGGAAGUCUGAUCUUGCUUCUAAAUGAUGUAACAACUUUUUCUCUGUUUUCCAAAUUCAUAAUACUUUCUACGAUUCACAUAAAGCAGUGUGUAGAAAACAUAGGUAUAAUUAAAUAAAUAGACGGCCACUCGCUGUAAAUUAAUUUUAUCCUUUUAUGACAAAAAUAGUUGGACUUAGUUUGAUAGAUGUCUGGUUACUCAGAAAUAAACACGACAAGCUGAAGCACCAGUUCUUUUAGAAAACCUUUCAUUUCGAACGACGGGCUAUAUGCCGUCGAUUCCACGACCUAACAGUCAACCGCGGUGGUCCUUGUAGAAAAUAUGCAUUCGCUAAAUAAAUUAUUCAUCAAAGAUUGUGUAAAAAUAAACGCAAUUUUGUAUGAAAAUCGUGAAAUUAUAAAUCAGUUAUUUGAAUUAAUUAACACGACAACUAAUAGCGCACAGUAAACAAUAUAUGUAUGUAAACCACAUAAGCGUCUUCGUUGUGUUGCCCAUAAUUACUCGAUGUGAAUAUGAUUAUAUUUUUGUUAUUAACGUUCCUGCAUAUUCCUCUAUAUUCCAGCAUAUAUUUAGAUACACACAUACAUAUAUUAUAUAUUGCGAUUUAGAUAAAGUAGGGAAUAAGUAGUUAAAUAUGGUAACAGCACUGCUGUUCUUUUAGAACAGUAGGUAUAUAAAUGUUUCUCACUUUCUCAUUGAACAGAUUAAAAUCAACUCGCUGGAGUGUAAUUGGUUGAUAAUAAGCCAAAAUAUACUUUAUAUAAAAAGUUAACAAACUUAUACUAUUGUAAAGUUUUUUCUUUAAUUUUGUGAAAAUAAGUAUAAUCAUAAAUUAUUAUUAAGUAUUUAUUUAAGAAUUGUGAAUUAUGUAAACGAGCUGCAUUCUUAUUCCAAAAAAGUUUUCAAAAAUUACUUUAUAAAUACAUCAAAUGUAAAAGAUGGCGCCUGCCAUAAUUUUUUUCAAACGUCUUAAAUUUUCUGUAAAGCAAUCCAACAUCAAAUAUAAAAAAUUAAAAACAUAUAUUUAACAAUAUUUAUAUACUUUUAGGCUAAAUAUUAUUUUUAAAUUUACAAAUCCUUAUAUUGAAUAAGUUUUUAAAACUAAGCAAUUCCUAAAAAAAUAUAUUUAAAUACUAAUAAAUAUUUAUUGCUUAAGUAACAGAUAUAUAUGCCUAUAUAUAAAUAAAAUUUUAAGCAUAAAAUAAACAUGUUCCCGUAAAAUCUCCCUAUUCAUUUACAUAUAUGUUGUUUAUUAAGCCUUUCAAUGUGCAUUUCCACACUUUUUUCCUUAAAUAAAUUUUUAAAUAUAUUGACCAA